AUGGAAGACGUUUUGGAAAAGCUUCAUGUGGCAUUUGUCCACUGUGCCGUGAAUAAUUUGUUUGUUUCUUUCCUCUUAUGUUAUGAGUACGACGUCAUAGUACAAGGCGAUAUCAAUGAUCCGUCACGAAAGUUCGUGAUCAAGCCUCGUGGAAUAUCGCCUGAAGAUGCCGAAAAUUUCAUGGCCACUGUACUGGCAUCCUGUGAUGACAUCAUAACACUAGAAGAAGCCGCAAAUAUGGCCGAUACAUCGAGGGAGGAGUCACCGUCGACGAAGAAGCGAAAGCUAAAUGAAAGACUGAGUCAUGAAUUCACAAGAAGGAGGCGGGAAUUGUCUUUACGUGGAGAGCCGAAUCCUACCAUGCACAUGGAUACAAGGCAAGCAACGAAAAAAGAGAGGACGAUAUACAUGUCAGAUAUGGACUCCGUGCUAAGGAAGAAGAAUGUCGGUUGUUCCACCAUCAGGCUUUCUUUACUCAGAAUGGAAACAAAGAAAUUCGAUUCCAGACUUGGCUCGUAA
Ostertagia ostertagi is the source of this 519-nucleotide messenger RNA. The record is from the annotation of a GenBank genome assembly. NCBI's taxonomy places the organism in Eukaryota, Metazoa, Nematoda, Chromadorea, Rhabditida, Trichostrongylidae.